Molecule: messenger RNA, 1106 nt
Organism: Musca vetustissima
Lineage: Eukaryota; Metazoa; Arthropoda; Insecta; Diptera; Muscidae
Gene: Sgt
Product: small glutamine-rich tetratricopeptide repeat-containing protein beta
Exons: 1
Coding region: 57-1106 (349 amino acids)
Biological process (GO): post-translational protein targeting to endoplasmic reticulum membrane
Cellular component (GO): TRC complex; membrane
Molecular function (GO): molecular adaptor activity; protein binding
Source: RefSeq, a predicted model, not a curated record
AUUUGACGUGUGAAUUUCAAGAAGUAUUUUUUUAUAUAAAUAGAAUUGUUACUAAGAUGCCGGACGAAGUACAGCAGACAUUUGUUCGUAGCUUUAUUGACUACCUGAAGAAACAAAUCGAUUCACAGGCAUUUUCUCCAGAUGCCCAGGAGAGCUGUGAAGUGGCAAUUCAAUGUCUGCAGGCAGCCUUUGAUCUGGGCGAAGAAGAAGCGGUGGCAGAGGAACAGUCACAGACAACAGCAGCGCCGGCUGGCGAAGCCGGUGCCACAGAGGCAUCGAGCACAUCAAAAGUAAAUGCCAAAGAGGUGAAUCUUUACGAGCUGUUCGAAAUGCACUAUGUCGAAAGGAAUCCAGAAAUUUUGAAAAUGACAGAGGCCAUUAAGAACGAAGGUAAUCGCCUGAUGAAGGAUGGCAAAUACAAUGAAGCCUUGCUGCAGUAUAAUCGUGCUAUCACCUACGAUCCCAAGAAUCCGAUAUUCUAUUGUAAUCGUGCUGCGGCCUAUAUUCGUUUGGGUGAUAAUGAAAAGGCCAUUACCGAUUGUAAAUCUGCCCUCGUAUAUAAUCCCAGUUAUGGUAAGGCCUAUGGACGUUUGGGUAUUGCCUACUCCAACUUGGGCAAGUACGAAGAGGCCCAACAGGCAUAUGCCAAGGCUAUAGAAUUGGAACCCGAUAAUCAAGAUUAUCGCAAUAAUUUGGAGGUUGCCCGUAAUGCCCGCAAUCAUGUCGGUGCAAAUGUGAUACCCAAUCUUCAAGAGGGUCUCAACGCAAUGAUUUCCAAUCCUGCCAUUCGUAAUUUGUUCAGUAGUGCCGAAAUCGAUUUGGAACAAUUGCAGUCAAUGACACAAAAUCCCAUGGUCAUGAAUACCAUUGGUCAAUUGUUCUCGGGAAUGCAAGGUGGUGGUGGCGGUGCUGGUGGCAUCGGAGGUCUUGGCGGUUUGGGUGGCGGCGCGGGCGGUGUUGGACCCAUGCCCAAUGAUAUGUUACAAUUGUUCCAAGGUUUUGCUCAACAAUUGGCGGCCGCAAGUCAAGGUGGUGCUGCUAAUACGGGCAACAAUCAAAACUCUUCAUCGAAUAAUGAUCAACAGCCACCACCAUCAUCAAAUUAA